This is a messenger RNA of Penaeus indicus, 915 nucleotides long. RefSeq lists its product as uncharacterized. Bases 73 to 600 code for a protein of 175 amino acids. The record is from RefSeq and is a predicted model, not a curated record. The transcript has 4 exons. NCBI's taxonomy places the organism in Eukaryota, Metazoa, Arthropoda, Malacostraca, Decapoda, Penaeidae.
CGCACCCAACAUGAACUUCUACGUUCUAACUGAAACCCCGUUUGCAUGAGGACUGCAUAAGCAUUCGUCACCAUGGCCAGGUCAGCAGAAGUCUUCGUUUUAGCCCUCCUGCUCAGCCUCUCUUUGUCGUUUGCUGAUGGAGCGAGUGACACAUGCGGCGGCGUUGUUUACUCGCACAUGACGGCUGAGUGUAGUACGCCGUUCUCGAACGUAGCGGGGCGGUGCGUGCUGCCCGUGACGGCCGUGGCGGGAUCGUGGGCGCAGAUGAGACGCCUUUGCCGUGAGAUCUCCGGCGACAUGGUGCGGCUGAGGGACAACAACUUCGUCAAGGAGCUCUUCAUCUUCCUCCGAGACGCAGAACUCGACGUGAACCGCUUCUGGGUGCAGGACUCCCCAUUCCACGGCGAGUACUUCCUCCGCGACGGCGCCCUGGCCAGGAUGACCUUCCCGGGUGAGGAUCCUGCAGAAGUCCUGGCCGAAGGCACUAAGGGCGAGGGAUGCCUGCUAAUGCACAUUGUCUACCACAUAUUCUUCAGGAGAGAACCUUGCGAUCAGGCCCUGCACGUCAUAUGCGAGAAGGAAGAACAUGCCAGCGAAUAAUCCUUGACGUCAAAUUACAGGAACCGUUAUGAGAGAUUCCUUAUUUACUUCUUACAUUUUCCAUCUCUUUAUCUCUCCACCUCCUUAUAUCGCUCUGUUUCUAAUGUCUCCCAUUUUAUACUCUCGCAUUAUAUUCUACAAUAUUCCUCCCUCUCUUUUCCUAUCUUUCUUCUUUUCUUUAUUUUAUGGAGCAAUGAUAAUACACCAGCCUUCUCUAAAUGGUAAUAUCAUACUACAUUUCUAUUUGUCUGAACAUGAUAAGAGUAUACUGGUGACACUAUAUAAAUAAAUAUUCAAUAAAAUAAAUUGCUCAAA